AUGGCCUCCAAUCCAACCUUCACAACCUCAAUGCAGCCACCACCAGGCCCAAACACCCCCCUCGCCCUCCCAACAUCAACCACAACCACCAACCAAAACCCACAAACCUUCAACGAGGCAAUGAAAGUCCGCAUGCGCGUCUUUGUCGACGAACAAAACUGCUCUGCAACUGCCGAAAUCGACUCUGACGAUCCCCGGAGCUGGCACUGGGUGAUCACCGACAACAACAGCAACGACCAACCCAUCGCAGUCAUCCGUCUGGUCCCCCCACCCCAACCACCCCACGAACACCUCACACAUCCGGGAACAAGCCCGCAGCUCCCAGAAUGGGAUUGGAAUCAUGAGCCGUGCAUCAAGUUAACUCGGGUCGCCGUGGUUCCGGAAUACCGUGGCCUCGGCCUCGGCCGACGGCUCGUUGAUACGGCGCUGGAAUGGGCGAGUGCGCAUGCAGGCGAGAUUAAUGCGGCGAUGCGUGAUGUGGCGGGGCGGGAGGGGAAUCAUUUGAAAGAGGGAUUAGGGUCGUGGAAAGGGUUGGUGCUUGUUCAUGCGCAGGUGGAUGUGGAGCGGAUGUACCAGGGACAAGGCUUUCAGACGGAUGAGUCCUUGGGCAGAUGGGAUGAGGAGGGGAUUGAGCAUGUUGGAAUGUUUAAGCGGAUUCCUCUUGCGUAG
Penicillium cosmopolitanum is the source of this 669-nucleotide messenger RNA. Its product is annotated as GNAT family N-acetyltransferase. NCBI's taxonomy places the organism in Eukaryota, Fungi, Ascomycota, Eurotiomycetes, Eurotiales, Aspergillaceae. Gene Ontology annotation, molecular function: glucosamine 6-phosphate N-acetyltransferase activity; monosaccharide binding. The coding region runs from base 1 to 669 and encodes 222 amino acids. Gene Ontology annotation, cellular component: endoplasmic reticulum; endoplasmic reticulum-Golgi intermediate compartment; Golgi apparatus. The record is from RefSeq and is a predicted model, not a curated record. The transcript has a single exon. Gene Ontology annotation, biological process: UDP-N-acetylglucosamine biosynthetic process.